Molecule: messenger RNA, 729 nt
Organism: Entelurus aequoreus (snake pipefish)
Lineage: Eukaryota; Metazoa; Chordata; Actinopteri; Syngnathiformes; Syngnathidae
Product: major histocompatibility complex class I-related gene protein-like
Exons: 3
Coding region: 229-729 (166 amino acids)
Biological process (GO): immune response
Cellular component (GO): external side of plasma membrane
Source: RefSeq, a predicted model, not a curated record
AUGGGCGUGACACUUCCACCUUUCUCUUCACAAUAGCGUUUCGUCAUCCCUAAUAACAGUGACGUUGCAGAAUGCUGACUCCUCAUUGGCUCAGGUGGAGCAUUAUUAAAAGAGCCUCGACAUUUCCUGCUUCAUUUGUCCAAUUGCGAGUCAAGCGAAUGUUCGUCACUUUUGUCUUUCUCUGCGGGAUUAAAAGUGACAAAAAUCUUUUUGUUUCGUGCUGACAUCAUGAACUUGUUUGUAUUCUUUCUUCUGGUCGUGCAAAUGCACAGCGUGACGCCUGUGAUUCACACGCUGCAGUAUUUCCACACUACGACCUCUCAAGUUCCAAACUUCCCAGAGUGUGUGAUUGUUGGUUAUGUUGAUGGAGUUGAGAUUAGUUACUAUGACAGCAACAGCAGGAAAGCAGAAUCCAAACAGGACUGGAUGAACAAAAUCACAGCAGAGGAACCAAACUACUGGCUGAUAGAAACAGAGAACUGUGUUGUUCUUGAGUUUACUAACAAACACAACCUUGGAGUUCUUGAGAACUCCCUGCUGCACCUCCUUGUGCUCCUUGUGGGAAUUAAAAGACUCUCACUUGCACGUCGUCCUCCUGUCUCCUGCAUUUUGGGGUCAAAACUAGAGCAGCCAUGCGAAUGCGGGACUACAGACGAAAAACAGAACGUGGACGGUUUUCGAAAGAUGCGAUGGAGGCUGCUGCUGAAGCUGUUGUUAAAGGCGGUCUAA